AUGCGAACGCAUCCCACGUUUUACGUUGGUCGGCUUAAGCCGUACCAUCAGUACGCUGAUUCUUCCGAUGAAGAACGCCCUUGCGCUCAAGCAUCUCGCAGAGAGCCUUGUGCUCCCGAUGGUGGGCAUCAACAAGGGUCUGAAGAGCAGCUAUCUCAUCCCGAGACCGAUCAGCCAUCCCACGAGCUACCCUUAGCUCGUCACGAAGAGAUGUCAGAGAUCUCUCGUUCUCAAGCUGAGCAAAGGCAAACUCAGCUCGAUGCUUCGAGACAGUGUCCGCCGGUUAGAGACGCCUGUCCCGCUCAUGCUCGAGAUCGUCGCGUAACCCUUGCGUUACGCGAUCAAAGCAGCUCUCGGGAACACACCGAUCCACAUGAUCGUGUGGAGAGCUUCUUUCCUCCUCCUCCACCUCCAUUAGAGGACUCUCGCGGUGGCCAGCGCUAUCUAGUUGAGCAGCUGUUGAACCACCGCGACGUGAACGGACGUCGGACGAGUUACCUCGUCCGGUGGCGCGGCUAUCCCCCGUCCUGGGAUUCUUGGGAGCCCCGCUCCCAAUUGAUGGUUGACGUACUGGGCCUGGUCGAGCAGUACGACGCGGCACAUCCUGUGCCGCAGAAGGACCGCCGGAGAAAGUCUUCCCGGCACGGUCGUAAAGGGAUUCAGGUUGUCAAUCCCUUCGUACAUCUCAGUAGAGACACGUACGCGCCACCACGGGCUGGUAAGGAGACGAUGCAGAUUGUAGCGUGCACCUGUCGGGGUUCGCUUUUCAAACUUAUCACGAGCUUUGAUAAGUUUGUCGUUCCAAACAUCACGACCUACAUCCUCGAGGUUAUGGAUGUAGGCGUUCCACGCCUGAAGUAG
Messenger RNA from Peronospora matthiolae, 861 nucleotides. The record is from the annotation of a GenBank genome assembly. NCBI's taxonomy places the organism in Eukaryota, Oomycota, Peronosporomycetes, Peronosporales, Peronosporaceae.